GGUUCCCUCCAGACUGCAGCCAUCUCCGCAAGACCAGCCCCAGCGGGGUGUACGUCAUCCAGCCGGCUGGGUCACCCCCACGCGUGGUGUGGUGCGACAUGGACACCGAAGGCAAGGGCUGGACUGUUGUCCAGAGAAACUCUCAUGACACUGAACUUGCGUGGAAGCAAUCCUGGACCACCUACAAGUACGGCUUUGGGAACGUGCGAGGCGAUCACUGGCUGGGCACCGAGUACCUGCACCUCCUGACAAAGCAAGGCACCUACAAGGUCCGCUUCAUUGUGCGGAAUAAAGCCAAUGUCACCCAUUACGCCGAGUACGACAUCUUCAGGGUAGAGAGUGAGGCGAGUGGGUACCCACUGAGGCUGGGCCGAUUUUCUGGUGAUGGGGAUGACUACUUGACCAGCUACCACCCCAAGAAGGGAGGCAUACACGACAACAUGAAGUUCAGCACUACAGACAAGGACCAGGACCAGUACAGAGGGAACUGUGCCAACAGCUACGGGGGCUGGUGGUACGACAAGUGCCAGAACGUCCUGCUCAAUGCCAAAAAGCAAAUCCUUUGGCCAGGAUUCUGUGAUAAUGCGACUGCGCAUCCUCCCUCAUCCUGGUCAAGCCCACAGACGUGUGCUGACCGUGCCGCAACCUCCUAG
Messenger RNA from Mesitornis unicolor (brown roatelo), 653 nucleotides. Its product is annotated as fibrinogen-like protein 1. NCBI's taxonomy places the organism in Eukaryota, Metazoa, Chordata, Aves, Mesitornithiformes, Mesitornithidae. The record is from RefSeq and is a predicted model, not a curated record.